CCCAGCGCCGCCGCGCGGCGCGUCGCUGGGCAGGAUGCUCGCCGACUUCGACGGCGCGGGCGCGGCCCGCGCCUGCCUGACAGUGGCGGAGGGCGCCGCCGUGGUGGUGCUGCCGGAGGCGCGGGCCGGGCCCUGGGCGCUCGCCGCCGAGCUCGCGGGGCCCCCGGGCUGGUUCCCCGCCGCCUUGCUCGGCCCUGACGGCGAGGCCCGCGGCGAUUUCGACGGCGCGGGGCUCGGGGGCGGCUGCCUGACCGUGCCGCGGGGAGCCUCGCUGGUGCGGCUCGGGUCGGGAGAGGCGGCGAGCGCCACGGGCCCGCGGCGGCCGGCUGGGCCUUCGGGGCGCUGCUGGGCGGGCCGCCCGGGUGGGUGCCCAGCGCCCUCGUUGGCCCGCACGCCCCCCAGAAGCAAGAGACAAAC
Molecule: messenger RNA, 417 nt
Organism: Prorocentrum cordatum
Lineage: Eukaryota; Dinophyceae; Prorocentrales; Prorocentraceae
Source: the annotation of a GenBank genome assembly